AUAAGAACCUAAAAACCCUAAGUAAAAUAAAACUCUAGGGUUACAUACAUUACUAACCUGUCCGCGUUCUCUCUCUCUCUCUGUAUCUUGCGAAAUCCGUUCCCCUAUCUGCUUUUCGAGUUGUUGCUAAAGAGUGAUGGACUCACCGCCCAGCAAUCACCACGCGGUCGACGGAGACGCCAACGACGUCGUUAGAUCCUUUUCCCACCGCGACGACGAUGAAGACGGCAAGCCCCAACCCCUCACCGGGGACGGCGCCAGUCCUGGAAAGAUAUUCAUAGGGGGUUUAGCGAGAGAAACGACGAUUGCGCAAUUCAUCAAGCACUUUGGUAAAUACGGUGAGAUAACGGAUUCCGUCAUCAUGAAGGACCGGAAGACCGGCCAGCCGCGUGGUUUCGGCUUCAUAACUUACGCUGAUCCCUCCGUGGUUGAUACAGUGAUUGAGGACACUCACAUUAUCAAUGGCAAGCAGGUGGAGAUUAAGCGGACGAUACCGAGGGGGGCUGCUGGCUCGAACUCAAAGGACUUCCGAACGAAGAAGAUUUUUGUGGGUGGAAUUCCUUCGACUGUUACUGAAGAUGAAUUUAGGGACUUCUUUACACGCUAUGGAGAAGUCAAAGAUCACCAAAUAAUGCGGGACCACUCUACUAAUCGUUCACGUGGAUUUGGCUUUAUCACUUAUGACUCUGAAGAAGCUGUUGAUGAUCUCUUAUCUGUGGGGAACAAAAUUGAGUUUGCUGGAGCUCAGGUGGAAAUCAAGAAGGCAGAACCAAAGAAGCCAAAUCCACCAGCUCCAUCAUCCAAGCGCUAUAAUGACUCCCGGUCUUCAUAUGGUGGCGGAUAUGGAGAUGGUUAUGAUGGGUUUGGUGGUAAUUUUGGUAUGGGUGGCUAUAGGUCAGGUGGUGCCUAUGGUGGUAGGGGAAGUGCAGGUGCUUAUGGUGGCUUUGGAAGUGAAUUUGGUGGGUAUGGAGGAUAUGCCAGUGCCAUGGGGCCAUAUAGAGGUGAUCCUUCACUUGGGUAUGCUGGUCGAUAUGGUGGAGGCUAUGGCAGAGGCUAUGAUCUUGGUGGGUAUGGUGGACCUAGUGACGGUUAUGGGGCAUAUGGUGGUGUUGGUGGUGGUUCCUCUGGUAGUGCCUAUGGAAGCAGCUAUGAUGCCAGCUUAGGCGGUGGAUAUGGGGGGCCUGCUGGAGGCUCAUUUUAUGGGACUAGAGGGGGAUACGCAGGUGCAGGAACUGGUCGAUACCAUCCUUAUGGAAGAUAGAAGCAUGUCAUCGAAGACUUAUAGUCUAGGACUAAUAUUUCUAGCAUCAAAGCAAGUUUGUAGUUUGUUUGGUUAUUCAGUUCUUUAGGCUACAUAUUUUUAUUUUCUAAAAAAUGGAAAACUGUUAAUGAUAUUGUUAAGUCCCAUUAGUUAUUAGCAGCACCCUCUCGCCAGCCUAUAGAUGACCGAACAAUUUUUUAGCUCGGCCAGUUGAAGUAUGACUAUCGGAUUGAUGUAUGAGCUGCAAAUUGUGCAGAUGGUUGUAUUCUUAGUUUUGUUAAUGGCUACCUUUGUCACUACUGCUCUUUGUUUAUUUAAUUCUGAUACACUUCAGACUUUUUAGAUA
This is a messenger RNA of Glycine soja, 1607 nucleotides long. RefSeq names its product heterogeneous nuclear ribonucleoprotein A3-like. Gene Ontology annotation, biological process: regulation of gene expression. Gene Ontology annotation, molecular function: RNA binding. The record is from RefSeq and is a predicted model, not a curated record. The transcript is spliced from 6 exons. Gene Ontology annotation, cellular component: nucleoplasm. NCBI's taxonomy places the organism in Eukaryota, Viridiplantae, Streptophyta, Magnoliopsida, Fabales, Fabaceae. Bases 137 to 1261 code for a protein of 374 amino acids.